Molecule: messenger RNA, 10065 nt
Organism: Dendrobium catenatum
Lineage: Eukaryota; Viridiplantae; Streptophyta; Magnoliopsida; Asparagales; Orchidaceae
Exons: 2
Coding region: 225-1109 (294 amino acids)
Source: RefSeq, a predicted model, not a curated record
UUCCCUUUCUACCGAAAAUCAUAGAUUUCUUCGGUCUUCGAAACCCUAAUUUUUCUUUACAAAUGACCUCUAAGCGAUCCAAAGGCAUCAAAUCCCUCACGUCGCCUUCUCCCUCGAAGCGCCCGAGGACAUCUAACAACUCAGCUCCACUUUCAUGUUCCAGCUUCUCAUAAUCCCAUCAAACGACCCCGAACAAUCCUCCCAAAAGAGCUAGGGUAACCGCAAUGCCUUCGACUUUGUCGGAAUCAUCCCAAGCUCAUCUGUCACCACGCUCAGCUGCGGUGCAAACAGUUUGGGAUUACAACACUCCUCAUGAUACGGGAUAUGAUGUCCAAAAGUUGCUAAAAGCGGUCGCAUCCUUUCGUUUGAGGAACGGGAUUACGCCGAUGAUGCGUAGAACCAUACCUGACUUUUUGAAGGAGGUGAAGGAUUUUGUUCCUGAGGGUCUGUCGGAAAGGCGGCUCUUUUUGAAGCUCCGUGCUCUUCAGGAACGUUUCCGGAAUUUCCCUAGCCCUGGACCCAACUGCACAGAUUUCGAUCGGAGUUUCUAUGAACUAGGAUUGAAGGCAUGGAGAUCUCCCUUAUUAAGAGCCCGGAAAGCCAGUGGCUCUGUGAAGUGUAAUGAGAAGUCUGUUGGAAUGAAGAAUAAAAGUAAGGGUGCUGAGGAAAGUGAGAAUGAGGACGAUGAUGAUGCUCAACGGGAAACAGAGGAGAGCAUGGAGCUGGGCAUUGAUGAGGAAGAUGAGCCACUUGAAAAUGGUAAUGUCAAUUUGCCGGACCAAGAUGAAGCUGAUUCUCCUUAUAAGAAUUUAAAGCAUGCAUUGGAAGAUUUCUGGAUAGCAAAAAACCUUGACUUGAAUGUUUUGCAGCUUGCUCUGCAGAAGGUGGAUUCAGUUCAAGCUAAGUAUCUUGAUGAACAAUUUAUGGAGAUUGCAAAGGAUGAGCUUAGGUUGAAGGUUAAAAAAAAUAGUUGGAUAACAUCAAGGAUCAGCUGUAAGCCCAUAUCUUUUUGUGCUGGUUAUGGAUGGUUUACUCAAAACCAUGGUGAGGAAUAUCCAAGAGGUGGGGGAAGGCUAUUUGGUGGAGCUGCACAUAUUGGAGAAUGUUAAAUUGGAGGAUGUAGGGGACAUACCCCUCUCCAUAUAGCCAUUGAUCCAUCAAUUUCAUAUGGUGUUUCAGCCGCUUCAGGGAUUUCCUCCACCUCGGGAGCAAGAGCAUGCUAUUAUCUUGAGGGUAGGUGUGUCACCCAUCAACGUUAGGUCUUACAAAUAUCAUCAAUUUCAUAAGGAUGAAAUUGAGAAGUUGAUUAGAGAGAUGCUGGAGGCAGGAAUUAUCAGACCCAAUAUCAAUCCUUUUUCUAGUCCAGUGUUAAUGGUGAAGAAAAAAGAUGGCAGUUGUAGGUUUUUUGCGGACUAUAGGGCGAUCAACAAGGAAAUUGUACUACACAAGUUUCCUAUUCUAGUGAUUGUUGAACUAUUUGAUGAACUCAAUGGAACAGUAAUGUUCACCAAGAUAGAUCUGAAAUCAGGAUAUCAUUAGAUCGUAAUGAAGAAGGAAGAUGUGCCAAAAAUUGCUUUCAGGACUCAAGAGAGGCAUUGUGAGUCCCUGGUGAUGCCUAUUGGCCUCCGGCCACAUUUUAGUCACUCAUGAACAAGGUUUUUAGGCCCUAUCUCAGGCGAUUUGUUUUGGUGUUCUUUGAUAACAUCCUAGUUUAUAGCAGGAUAGAGGAGGAACAUUAGGAGCACUUGAGGGGGUGUUAGGGGUGCUGCAGGAACAUCAGCUGAGCGCCAACCUAAAGAAGUGUUGUUUUGCCCAGACCAGUAUGGAGUGUUUGGGCCAUAUUAUAUCCAAAGAGGGGGUGGCAACUGAUCAAUAAAAAAUUGAGGCUAUGUUGAGAUGACCAUUACUUAAGAAUUUGAAGGAGCUGAGGGGAUUCUUAGGAUUGACAGGACACUACAGGAGGUUCGUAAAUGGGUAUAGCACUAUCGCUUGACCACUAACAGAGUAGUUAAAGAAGGAUGAGUUCCUAUGGGGGAGGCAUCUACAACAAGUUUUGAGAGUUUGAAGAAAGCUAUGACCACUAUACCAGUCUUAGCUCUGUCAAACUUUUCUGACAGAUGCUUCAAGGUAUGGAUUGUGGGCAGUGCUCAUGUAGGAUCAUCGACACAUUGCCUACUUCAGCCAAGUGUUGAUAGCUAGAUCCCGAUUGAAAUCAGUUUAUGAGCGUGAGCUGAUGACUAUCAUAUUAGCCAUCCAGGAGUGGUGGCCCUACCUAUUAGGUAGUCAUUUCAUUGUCAGAACAAACCAGCGAAGCCUGAAGUACUUGAAGGAAUAAUAAAUGGUGAUAGAGGAGCAUCAUAGGUGGCUGUCCAAAUUGCUGGGAUAUGAUUUUGAAAUCCAAUACACAUCAGGAGUGUAGAACAAGGCGACAGAUGCCUUGUCCAGAUGUAUGGGAGAGUUGCAGGUGACAGCAGUAGCGAUCCCAUUGAUGUUAGAUUGAGAGACCAUCAAGGAGGAAAGUGCCAGAGAUGAGGAGUUGGGGAAAAAUCAUAGCUAAUUUACAAAAGGAAAGGAGUAGCCACCCGGGGUAUUCAUUGGAGGGGGAGACUAUUAUAUCAGGGAAGGUCUGUGAUGCCUAGAACAUCUGACCACAUUUCACACUUGCUCCAGGAGUUUCAUGGGAGUCACUUAGGGGUACAAAAGACAUGCAUGAGGCUAGUAUUAGAGUGCAUUGGAAGGGUUGCAUAAUGAUGUGGAGGAGAUGACAGUCAGUUGUGAGACAUGUCAGAGGAACAAGUGCAUGACCAUGUCUUCAGAUGGAUUACUACAGCUGUUAUCUUUACCAGGGAGGGUAUGUGAGGAGAUAUGUAUGGAUUUCAUUGACUGGCUUCCCCAAUUAGAAUGAUUUACAGUGAUCCUAGUGGUAGUUGAUUGAUUGAGUAAGUAUGCUCACUUCAUUUUCUUACGACACCCAUACACCGCAGUGAUAGUGGCCUCAACUUUUAUCAGAGAGGUGGUCAGACUGCAUGGAGUACCAGAGGCUAUAGUGCCCGACAGGGAUAAGAUGUUUCUCAGCCAUUUCUAGAGGGAUUCAGAUUACACGGGACAAUAUUGAAGAGGAGCACUGCCUACUACCCACAGAUAGAUAGCUAAACAGAAGUGGUCAACUAGAGCUUGGAGACUUACCUCAGAUGCUUUGUAUCAGAGACACCCAAGUUAUGGGCCAGGUGGUUAGCAUGGGUUGAGUAUUGGUACAAUACCUCUUAUCAUUAUGCUUCUCAGAUGACGCCUUUCAAGGUGUUUUACGUUAGGGAUCAACCUGACUUGGUGCACUUUGGGCAUAGCAUCUCUCCAAUUAAUCAGUGGAGUACUUGGAGGAGAGGGAUAGGGUGCUGGAUGAGUUGAAGAGGUAUUGAUGCAGCACACAUAUGAAAAUAUGAUUUAGAUAAGGAUUUUGCACGCUUGAUGAUUAAGAACAAGUUAACUAAAGCUUGAUGUUGAUUUAGACAAUGAAAUAAAACAAAAAAGCGAUAACAAAAGUUUAGGCCAAGUCACUUGCCAAAAGUAAAAACCACAUAACAAUCAAUUACUCUUGACAUUACAAACGAAAUGGGUUUCAACAAAAAAUCCCUAAUUUAACAAUAAGAGUAGUGCUAUGCAAGAUCUCUCACACAACUAAUAAAUACUAGGCUUUAGCGGGAAGAAUCAACACAACUUUUCAUGAGUCAAUUAAUAACUACAAUUGAGAGUGACUAAAAGAUAAAAGAGUAGGAGGAAAGUUCACCCAAAUAAACACAAUAAACAAGGCUUUGGUGUGGUGUUUAUAUGUUUGAGAGGAAGUAGACGACAACCUUUGAUUCUUCUCGAUGUCUUUGGACAGCAAUCUGAUUUUAAAACCAGCGGAACAGCAAUAACAGAUGGUUAGGAAUGCUGGACAACAACUUUGACACUUGGGAAAUUCUGGACAACAAUCUCCAACACUUGUAUAAACCUUGGGCAGCUGUUAUUAGGCUGUUGGAGGCGUUUGAACAGCAAUUUCAGACCUCCCAGGGUGCAGGACAGCAGUUGGUAACGGCAGGACAGCAAGACGAAAAUCUGGAAUUUCCUAGUCAAUGUGCAGAUUGUGCCCAGAAAUCUGGACAGCACACAUAAAUCCAGUAGAGGAAGAAAACCAAGAGGUGGAAGGCUUGGGGAAGACAGCUAGGGCUGAGGAGAGUUACAGGAUUGAUUGGGGAAUUAAUUUUAGGGAAAUUAAUGGGAUAGGAGAGAGGUAGGGGUGCGGCUAGAUGAUUGGAGCUUGAUUGGAUUCAAAUUAGGGAAGGGUUUUAAUGGGAAAGGAGAGGAAAAGGGGAAGGCUGGCCAUGCAUGAGAAAAUUAAUUGGGAUUUGAAUUCUUUCCAAUCAUUGGUGAUUAAAUUUGGAAAGAGAUUUAAAGGGAAACCUCUUAUUAAAUUCAGAUUUGGGAUAAUAUGAAAGUUUCCAAAUUGAAUGCUUCUUAAUUUAGGAAAGGAUUCAAAUUAAAAUAAAUUUGAAUUUGGAGUAUGAAAACUCUCCAAAUUUAAGAGGAUCUAAAUUAGGCAAGCUUCCAAUUCUUUCCUUAGAGGAGUCUUGGGAGAGAAAAGGAAGGUAGAUGGGAAAGGGGCCGACGACAUGGGGGGCCAAGGGAGAGUUUAUGGAAGCAUUUAAUACCUUCUUGAUUUAAGGAAUUAAAUUUGGGAAGAAAUAUGUCAUCCCAAUUUAAUUUAAAAUUCAAAUAGGAAUGGAUUUUGAAACUUUCCUAAAAUAGGAUUUAUAUUUUAGGUAAUAAUUUCAAAUUUUGUAAUUAUUUGAGUUACCUAAAAUAUGUAGAGCUAAUUUAGGAAAGUUGUAAUGGCAAUUGAUGAGGGAGGGGCAAGCAAAGUGGUGGUCGGUGGUUUGGAAUAGGAUUUGGUUAGGGUUUGUGGGUUGAAUGGUUUGGUGGUGGGAGUUGGUCGGCGACAAGGUGGAUUGUGGUUAGGGAAUCCGGUGGCUAGGAGGUUGGGGAUUGGAUGGGGAUGUUGGUGGCUUAAUGGGGACGGAGGCAGGGAAAGGAAAAGGAACGAAAGAAAGGUAAAGGAAGAAGAACCACGAACCCGACCGUCUCCAAGGUUGGUGGGUGAUUCGAUUUCUCUCCCUAGGGAUUUCUCUAAAGCUCUCUCCUAGAACUCUCACAACUUUUCAAAGAACACAUGUGCACGAAUUUUUUUAUAUUUCAUUCAUUAAUUCUCAAAGAAGAAGAGGGGGGCUUUAAAUAACCCAUACAAUGAGAAAAUAAAAAGUAUUACAAUGCCCCCUAGGACUUACACAUACUUAAGCCCUUAAGGGCAAAAAAGAAAAAAACAUAAUAAACUUUAUAAAAUAAAAAAAAAUAAUACAUCAAUCAUAAAUAUGAAAAUCAUAAGUAGCGUGAUGUAAUCGUGGCCGUUGAUUGACGACCAUGCCUCUAGUAUAUUUUUCCAUGUCUUGAUGUCCUCAUUAUUCUCCCGGGGUGGAAAAGAGCUCGACUCCGUCGAGUACGCAUCCCGGGUGCUCUCGUAGAAGUCUAGUGCAUCUGGGUCGAUGUGUUGAGGCUCCUUGCACUCUAACAAGGUGUCCUACGACUCGGGCUUUUCUCUCCACCUAAUCAAAUACCUUCAUUGACCAUUCUCUUUUGCAGAAAUAAUAUCAUCACUUAAAAUCAUGUCAAUCUUCUCUGCUAUAGGUAUUUUAGAAACAUUUAGGAAUUGAGGUAAGCUUGAGUUCUCACAAGGUACGGUCACAUAAGGCUCAAAUUGAAGUGGAUUUGGCGGGUUACACUCCAGAUCCUCAUAAGCAACAAGAUCUUCUAUGUUAAAGGAGGGAUUAAUGUCGAAUUCUGUAGGCAGAUCCACCCCGUAAGCAUUGUCGUUGAUUCUCAUGAUUAUUUUGAAUGGCCCCACACUUUUGGCAUGUAACUUCUUAACUGUUCCUUGUGGGAAUCAUUCCGGACGAAUCCACACCAUCACUGAGUCUCCAACCUCUAAGGUUUUAAAUCUUUGUUUAAAAUCAAUAAUAAGCUUAUAAUUAAUGUUGCUCUGCACCAUUUUGCUUGCAAUUUCCUUAUGUAAGUCAUGCAGAUGCAAUGCAAAUGAGAAUGCAAGAGACUCGGUGUGCAUGAUGAUUGACAUGGAUUGUGGACUUACACAAAGUUUUAAACGGAGGAAAAUUUUGGACGAAAACAGACACACACAUAUACUGACUCACAAACACACAUAGAUAUGGAUAAAGAUUGAUCAGUCACAAAAUGAGAGGACAUAAGAUUUUCAUGUUUAAGGGAACGAGUGUAGGAGAAUCAAUGAAGACAUCCUUAGCAAAAAGGGUAUUCUCAUAGGGAGUUUCAGCUAGGGUCAUGAAUAGUCUCCUAGGGGCAGCAGGGUAAUCUAGUAAAAUUAUCCAACUAAGAAAGAGAUAGUCCUUAACAAGAAAUAACAAGAAUAUGGAGGACAUAACGGAGGAAUCAUGAACAUGAUCAGACGAUGGUUCCUGACUCACAACCAUAAUGGGAUAGCCCAAGAAGUCACCAGUAGGUAUGAGACUCAAAAGAUAGGAUAGAGUGUCCAGAACAGAAGUGGGCACAAUAGAUAGAGAGGUGACAUUAAAGUAAGGGUUAAUACUCUCUCUAACAUUAAAGUCGGUACAAGGAAUGGUGAGAUAAGUCCAAUCAAGAUAGAUACACUCUUUCAAAUGUAAAUCUAAAGGAGCAACUCCUAAAAUAAACUCCAAUAAAACAAGAGGAUGCUCAUUUUCCAACUUAGGCUCAGAAUAAUUCAGAUUCAGUUUACUAUCUUCCAAAUUCAAUUUCAAUAUGCUCAAGGUCAGAUUAGUUUCUUUUGUGAUCAAAUUAAUAUCAUCCAGGCAGAUCUUAUCCCACGGGAUAUCCUUGAUGAGAUUAGGAUCAGGAUGGGCUAAGGUAUCAACAUUCAAAGGUUCUAAAUUUCCUACAUCAUGGUUUAAUUUAUGCAGGGAGUCUAAUUCAAUCAUUUCAGUUUCAUCCUCAAAGAAGUUCUCGUCAUCAAUGAUAUCAUUAGUAUCCACGAAAUGGAUGCACUUCGUUUCAGGUUCAAGGGACUUUUUCUUUAUAAUGCAUUUUUUGGUUGAAAUUACACUGGCAGGGUCAAAGACUGGAGAGGCCAAAGGUCGGGUAGCCUCAGAAUUCACAUUAAAUUGAAAGGUGGCAAGUCACUCACGAGGUGAGGUAAAUUGGGUUCCACCACGCUGAGAGGAUAUGUGCUCAAACAAGGGGGACUGAGAUGGCUAGGAGUCGGCCCAAGUGGGAAUUAUAUGGGACCGAUCCAACAGAAGACCCAAUAGAUGGUUGGCCAUCAAGGCUAGGUGAAGACCUGUAGGGUGGGGCAGCAACCCUGAUGCUAUUAAGGAAUAUGUGAUCUUGACCACAGUAAUGUCCACGGUUUGUCCCAACAAAAAAGGCAUGAUAGUGUUCUAGAUGAAGAUUACUGGGUGUUGGGGUAAGGGGAGUUGGAGGUGGGAGAGGGAGAUAUUUUAAUUCAAGUUCUUGUCUCAUGUUUUUCCAAUUAGAAGUAGGGUAUUCACCACCAGACUCUCUAUGAUCUUCUACCCUCAUCUAAAAUUGAGAAGCAUGACCGUUUAGGCGAGCCUUAGCAAUACUCACCCAGUGGGACUCAGGAAUAUCAUGUGUUUCAAAAUAGUAUUCUAACUGUCUAACCCAUUUCUUAAAGUAGUAAGGAUCCGAAGAACCAUCAAAGGUUGGUAGACGGUUAUGUGACUCUAAGUGAGGUUGUUGCGGCUUCGGCUUAGGACUAGGAUGAUAAGCUGAGUGAGUAAUCUUCUGACUAACAUGAUUGAACGAAUGGGGCACAUACCUAGAGUGGGGAGAGUCAACAUGUUUCUCUUUCAUGGUUUUAGUUAUAGAGCCCACUAGGUUAAUUAGGUCAUCUAACUUCUUUUGAAGUUUUAUCGGGUCCAUGGGAAGCGCUAAGUGUAACCUAAUGAAGAUUAUGUGCAAGGGACAACACAUAGAUACUAAGAAACUAGCCUAACAUUCAAUAGAUGUGUGCAUGAAUGAUUUAGACAGCAAACAUAACAGUAAGUUAAACUAGUUUAAAAGAUGAUAUGCAUGCAACAAAACAUAAAAAGGGUUACGAAUGCUCCUAGGAUGACUUCUAGCACAUGUAACGCAUGCUAGCCAUGCUCUGAUACUAGAUGAUGUAGGACACAUAUGAAAAUUUGAUUUAAAUAAGGAUUUUGCACGCUUGAUGAUUAAGAGCAAGUUAACUAAUGCUUGAUGUUGAUUUAGAUAAUGAAAUAAAACACAAGAGCGAUAACAAAAGCUUAGGCCAAGUCACUUGCAAAAAAUAAAAACCACAUAACAAUCAAUUACUCUUGACAUUACAAACGAAAUGGGCUUCAACAAGAAAUCUCUAAUCUAACAAUAAGAGUAGUGCUAUGCAAGAUCUCUCACACAACUCCUAAUAAUUACUAGACUUUUGCGGGAAGAAUCAACACAACUUUUCAUGAGUCAAUUAAUAACUUCAAUUGAGAGUGACUAAAUGAUAAAAGAGUAGGAGGAAAGUUCACUCAAAUAAACAUGAUAAACAAGGCUCCGGUGUGGUGUUUAUGUGCUUGAGAGGAAGUAGACAACAACCUUUGAUUCUUCUUGAUGUCUUUGGACAACAAUCUUAUUUUAAAACCAGAUGGUUACGAAUGCUGGACAGCAACUUUGACACUUGAGAAAUUCUGGACAGCAAUCUCCAACACUUGUAUAAACCUUGGGCAGCUGUUAUUAGGCUGUUGGAGGCGUUUGAACAGCAGUUUCAGACCUCCCAGGGUGCAGGACAUCAGUUGGUAACGGUAUGGACAGCAAGACGAAAAUCUGGAAUUUCCUAGGCAAUGUGCAGAUUGUGCCCAGAAAUCUGGACAUCACACAAAUCCAGUAGAUGAUGAAAGCCAAGAGGUGGAAGGCUUGGGGAAGACAGCUAGGGCUGAGGAGAGUUACGUGAUUGAUUGGGGAAUUAAUUUUAGGGAAAUUAAUGGAAUAGGAUAGAGGUAGGGGGGCGGCUAGAUGAUUGGAGCUUGAUUGGAUUCAAAUUAGGGAAGGGUUUUAAUGGGAAAGGGGAGGAAAAGGGGAAAGGCCGGCCAUGCAUGAGAAAAUUAAUUGGGAUUUGAAUUCUUUUCAAUCAUAGGUGAUUAAAUUUGGAAAGAGAUUUAAAGGGAAACCUCUAAUUAAAUUUAGAUUUUGGAUAAUAGGAAAGUUUCCAAAUUGAAUCCUUCUUAAUUUAUGAAAGGAUUCAAAUUCAAAGAAAUUUGAAUUUGGAGUUUGAAAAUUUUCCAAAUUUAAGAGGAUCUAAAUUAGGUAAGCUUCCAAUUAUUUCCUUAAAGGAGUCUUGGGAGAGAAAAGGAAGGUAGAUGGGAAAGGAGUCGGCGGCAUGGGGGGCCAAGGGAGAGUUUAUGGAAGCUUUUAACGCCUUCUUGAUUUAAGGAAUUAAAUUUGGGAAGAAAUAUCUCAUCCCAAUUUAAUUUAAAAUUCAAAUAGGAAGGGAUUUGAAAACUUUUCUAAAAUAGGAUUUAUAUUUUAGGUAAUAAUUUCAAAUUUUGUAAUUAUUUGAGUUACCUAAAAUAUGUAGAGCUAAUUUAGGAAAGUUGUAAUGGCAAUUGAUGAGGGAGGGGCAAGCAAAGUGGUGGCUGGCGAUUUGGAAUAGGGUUUGGUUAGGGUUUAUGGGUUGAAUAAUUUGGUGGUGGGAGUUGGCCGGCGACAAGGUGGAUUGUGGUUAGGGAAUCCGGCGGCUAGGAUGUUGGGAUUGGAUGGUCAUGUUGGUGGCUUAAUGUGGAAGGAGGACGGGAAAGGAAAAGGAAGAAGAACCAUGAACCGGCCGUCUUCAAGUUUGGUGGGUGAUCUGAUUUCCCUCCCUAGGGAUUUCUCCAAAAGCUCUCUCAUAGAACUCUCACAACUCUCCAAAGAACACAUGUGCAGGAAUUUUCUUAGAUUUCAUUCAUUAAUUCUCAAAGAAGAAGAGGGGGGCUUUAAAUAGCCCAUACAAUGAGAAAAUAAAAA